UCCCAGCGCGUCCCGUUCGGGGUCUCUAGCUGCCCUUUCUAGUUAAGUAGGUCGACCCCGAGUAAGCAGGCGUAUUUGUAGCGGGCUAGCUCCUGGGAGUUGGCUGUUUCCCCGCUGGAGUAGGUCCGGCUCCGGUCCGCCGCCUUCUCCCGACUGCUUCCCACCAGCCUGCGCGGUUACUUUGCGGACGGGAUAGCAAGCUCGCUCAACCACGGAGGUUGGCUCCAGCAUCUACUACUGUGGCCACCACUGACAAUUCAAGCAUCAUGUUUCCUGUAAUGCCAACUGUUCCUGUAAGCCUGGCUUCCCAGGAACUCUCUUCCACAACCUCGACAACUACCACUACCACGGUUACCACCAAUACCACUACUACAAUUACAAGUGGUUUCAACCUGUACUUCAAGCCACCAUCAGCUUGGGCUAAUGACACUGGCUUAAUCAAUGUGGCUUCUCUACCAUCUACCAUGACUGUAAACUCAGUAGUAACUCCUGUGAUGACAUAUGGUCGCCUGGAAAGUAUGGUGGACAAGUGGCACCUUCAUCUACGAAACCAAGAAAAACACUUUCUUUAUCAGGCCAACCAAGUCAAUUCUUGGAACCAUGCAUUGACUGAGAACAGAGAUGAGAUUACUCUUCUACGUCACGAAGUGGAAAAAGUGAAGCUGGACCAGAGCAGGUUGGAACGAGAAUUGGAUUUUAUCCUGGCACAGCAGAAGGAACUAGAACAUCUGUUGACUCCUUUAGAGGAGUUUGUGAAGAAACAGAAUGGGCCUUUUAAUCUGCUGUAUGUUGAUAAAGAGUAUGAGAAAAUCUACAAGUUAGCAGAAACUAUAGAUGCUGAGCUGAAAAGAAUGUCUCAAGAUCUCAAGGACAUUAUUGGUCACCUGAAUUCACUUGGAAGUCCUGGUGAUGCUGCUGAACCAUUUCAGGUUCAACAGAUUUGCAAACUUCUGAAUGCUCAUAUGGACUCUCUGCAGUGGAUCAGUCAGAAUUCAGGCAUAAUGCAGAAGAAGGUGAAAGAGGUCGCAAAGGCUUUUGAGGAGUAUCAUUGCAAGGAGCAGGAGUGCAAUAUGAAGUUUGCCUUUGAAUAACUAUCACCCUGACCCAUUCCAUUUGGAUUAUUCAUCAACCCUGAAUUCUGAUGAUAUUAAAUAAGAGUAGUGUUUAUA
Molecule: messenger RNA, 1169 nt
Organism: Peromyscus eremicus (cactus mouse)
Lineage: Eukaryota; Metazoa; Chordata; Mammalia; Rodentia; Cricetidae
Gene: Nup62cl
Product: nucleoporin 62 C-terminal like
Exons: 9
Coding region: 267-1091 (274 amino acids)
Biological process (GO): RNA export from nucleus; protein import into nucleus
Cellular component (GO): nuclear pore central transport channel; nuclear pore
Molecular function (GO): structural constituent of nuclear pore; phospholipid binding
Source: RefSeq, a predicted model, not a curated record